Messenger RNA from Paraphaeosphaeria sporulosa, 2561 nucleotides. Its product is annotated as endo-1,3(4)-beta-glucanase 1 precursor. Gene Ontology annotation, molecular function: endo-1,3(4)-beta-glucanase activity; glucan endo-1,3-beta-D-glucosidase activity. Gene Ontology annotation, cellular component: cell surface. The transcript is spliced from 5 exons. The record is from RefSeq and is a predicted model, not a curated record. Lineage: Eukaryota; Fungi; Ascomycota; Dothideomycetes; Pleosporales; Didymosphaeriaceae. The coding region runs from base 1 to 2418 and encodes 805 amino acids.
AUGGGCCAGUCGUCAUCCCUUGUUCGGCCCACUCUCCGGCCGUCCUCAUCAUCGCGGAGACGCAGCACGCUCUCUUCUACCUUCCGUUUGACGCCCACCGCUACACCGACUACGAAAGCGAUCCCUACUGACAACAUUUUCGUUCCUAUCCAAGCGGACGACGUACUCGGGCAAAUUCCGAUUCACAUCAAGCACCCCCUGCCUCGGCUCGGGAUCGAAGAUAGCCAGGACAAGCCGAUUCAAACGAACAGGUUCUACGCGAACGCGUUCCUGGGCAAGCAAGAUCAGCCGAUAUGGACGCAGCCGUACUUCAUGUGGUGGGGCAAAGGUGGUUCGAAUCCGCAUCAGUUUCCGACAUGGGGGAUGAAUAUCGGGCAUGACGAGAGUGGAGACUAUGAAUUUGGACCUGGAAAUCCCCCCAAAUAUUAUGUUGCUCCGCGAAAACAGCCAGUCAUCAUUGGCGCGAGGGAGCUCGAUGGCGAGACUGUUCUCUCUACGGAUUCACAUCUCCCGCAUUCAGUGAACAUAAACCUGAGGCGCGGAACUACUGCCAACUCCCCAAAAGUCACAUUCUUCAUUGUCCAGGGCAUGAGCUUUGUCACAGCAGGCUAUGCAAAUGCCUCGCCCCUAAUCCAAACAUCUGGAACAGGUUUCCAAGGAGAGAUAAGUGCACCGAUACUGAUUGGAAGAUCGACCAAGUACCGUUUCAAGGAUUGUGAUGGGCGUGACUGGCUUAUGUACAUCAAUCCUGCUAGCGAUAUUGAAUACGACGCUACGAAGAUGACCAAGAUAGACGCGAACACGAUCAUCUUCCCACAAAACUUCAAGGGCACGAUACAGGUGGCCAAGUGUCCACCUGGGACAGACGCCGAAGCCCUCUACGACAAGACGUACGGAACCUUUGUAACUGAAGCCAGAAUCUACGCCACUGUCAAUGAUACUCGCGGGUCCUACGGUUUCCUGUACAAGAAGAUUGGCUUUGGCCCUCUACUUAUGUUCCUCCUUCCCCACCACAUUCAGUCGCUCGAUGCCGAGCUCAAGUCAAGCGUCACAAAGUUGCAGCUACAGACGACAACAAGAGGUGUAGCAAUAGCCGUCUGGGCCUCCGCCGACAGUCUCUCCUUCACUGAAACAAAUCUUCCCACGAGCAUGGCAUUCGCCCCUUGGACGCCCAUCUCGACCACUGCACGUACCAAGUUCCCACCUGACUUUCUCCUCUUUCUGUCGUCCGUCGCAGAACUCGACCUCCGCCGCGUAAUGUCCGGCCCCAUACCUCAGGACUCAUACUACUACGCGGGAAAGUACCUCUCUAAAUUCGCGACGCUCCUAUGGGUAAUCAAAGAGGUUCUUAACAACACUGAGUGGGUUGAACAAGGGCUCGAAAAACUUAAGCAAGAGAUGGCGCGGUAUAUCGAUAAUGUGGCCAAGUUUCCGCUGUACUAUGACGAUACGUGGAAGGGGCUCGUAAGCAAAGCGGGCCUCGAUGGCGAUCAGGGAAGCGAUUUUGGGAAUACGUUUUACAAUGAUCACCAUUUCCAUUUUGGAUACUUCAUUCACACGGCGGCGGUGAUUGGGGCGUUGGACCCGGGAUGGUUGGAGCAGGGAGUCAACAAGAAAUUUAUUAACAUGAUCGUGAAGGAUAUCGCAGAAAGUGAGUACGCAGGAAGGGACUUCCCGUUCCAGCGGUGCUUCGACUGGUACGCCGGCCACAGCUGGGCGAAGGGCCUCUUCGAGAGCGCAGACGGCAAAGAUGAAGAGUCUACAAGCGAAGACGGCUUCGCAAGCUACGCGAUCAAGAUGUGGGGGAAAGUCAUCGGAGACACGAACAUGGAGAAGAGAGGCAACCUCAUGCUCGCGGUCCAAGCCCGCGCGUUCAACUCCUACUUCUAUAUGAUGUCUACGAACACGAAUCAACCGCCGCAGUUUGUCCCGCACAAGGUCUCGGGCAUCUUGUUUGAGAACAAGGUCGAUUACACGACGUAUUUUGGCGAUGCGCCACACCUUGUGCAUGGAAUACACAUGCUACCCCUCGCACCACCCAGCGCGUACCUGCGUCCCCGCGCCUUCGUAAAAGAGGAGUGGGACGCUUUCUUCGCGCUGCCGCCCGCAGCGUCCUCCGCUCCCCAGUCGCCCCCCAAGACACCACAGCCUACGAGCUCUAGGCCUGUCCUCUCGCCCAAACCGUCUUCAGCGACGACGGUACCCAAAGCAGACCCGCCGACCGGGGGACCGUACGUUGACGGCGGGUGGCGCGGCGUCUUGUUUGCGAAUCUCGCGCUGAUAGAUGCGAAGACUGCGUAUGGGUUCUUCAGGGAUGGGGUGGGUGGGGUUUGGGAUGAGAGAUGGGUGGACGAUGGAGCGUCGAGGAGCUGGUAUUUGGUUUGGUGUGCGAGUCUGGGGGGUGUUGGGAUGAAGUAGGGGACGGAAGGAACGGGCGGAAGAGGCGAGGGGUCGCUGGCGCGGGCAGGGAGUCAGAGGUGGCUGGAUGUGUUGCCGUGCUUGGUUGGCCUUGUAGCGUGGAAGAGGGGAAGCGUGGGAGCUUGACCAUGCUUGUAACAUGU